Molecule: messenger RNA, 696 nt
Organism: Canis lupus familiaris (dog)
Lineage: Eukaryota; Metazoa; Chordata; Mammalia; Carnivora; Canidae
Product: lysozyme-like protein 6
Exons: 4
Coding region: 1-438 (145 amino acids)
Biological process (GO): fusion of sperm to egg plasma membrane involved in single fertilization
Cellular component (GO): sperm flagellum; acrosomal vesicle
Source: RefSeq, a predicted model, not a curated record
AUGGAGUCAGGGCCUCGAGCGCACUUUCCGGGUGUCGGUGGCGGAGAGGCCGGAGCGUCGGGUCGGAGGCUGAGAGGCUGCAGCGGCCAGGAGCGACCCCGCCCCCUCCCCGCUCGCUCUGGGCUAUGUCUGGCUUUUGUGGAAAGCAGAUUCAACAUAUCGAAGGGAAAUGAAAACGCAGACGGCAGCUUCCAGAUCAACAGCCAUUACUGGUGCAAUGAUGACAGGAGUCACUCAGAAAACAUUUGCCACGAGGACUGUCAAGAUGUACUGAGCCUCAAUCUUCUCUCAGCCAUCAGCUGUGCAAAAAAAGAUUGUCUCUGGAGCAGGGGGUAUGAAGAACUGGGUAGCAUGGAGGUUGCACUGUGCAGGCCGGCCACUCUCCUACUGGAUGACAGGAUGUUUCUCGGGAUGAGACAGGACACAGGGCUGCCGUAGAGUCAUUCCAGAGCUCCUCUUCUCACUCAGGAAUUCAUUUCUCCUUCCUCUUGCCUCUGCUUCAGGUUAUUUUCUUUCCUUCCCAUUUACCAAUAAACCUGACCAUAGCCCCCAGGAAUAAAUGGUUUUCUCGGGCUUCCUCCUUGUACCUGUCUGGGCCCAGGCCUCUGGUUCUGACUCUCAUUUGCAAACCAAGAGGACCACAAUGAAGAAGUUGUUAUAUUUGGAUAAUUAUUAAAGCAUUCCUUGUGCAAAGAA